Messenger RNA from Penicillium angulare, 1545 nucleotides. Its product is annotated as hexose carrier protein. Bases 1 to 1545 code for a protein of 514 amino acids. Gene Ontology annotation, cellular component: membrane. Lineage: Eukaryota; Fungi; Ascomycota; Eurotiomycetes; Eurotiales; Aspergillaceae. Gene Ontology annotation, molecular function: carbohydrate:proton symporter activity. The transcript is spliced from 7 exons. Gene Ontology annotation, biological process: carbohydrate transport; transmembrane transport. The record is from RefSeq and is a predicted model, not a curated record.
AUGUUGAAAAAGACGUCAACAGGAAGUUGGAUGCCGGCUUGGGUCCCCGAGUCGACAUUCACUGUUUCGAUACUGUUGCUUAUCUGCUCAAUUGUUCAGUCUGCUACAGGCGGCUAUGACGGAUCUAUGCUGAAUGGUCUGAAUAUUCUUCCAUCUUAUACAGAUUACUUCCGCCUCAACGAGGCAACAACGGGCCUUAACACAUCAUCUGUCUUUAUUGGUGGUUUCCUAGGACCGUUAGUAUCAGGCGUUGUAGCGGAUCGAUUAGGCCGUCGCCCUGCCAUAUUUUGGGGGUCUUGCAUAACUAUCGUGGGAAUCAUUCUACAGACGGCUGCGCAGGAUAUUGCCAUGUUUGUGGUAGCACGAAUUAUUCUUGGAUUUGGAUCUCAAGUAUCUGGUAUUGCCGGAGGAGUAUACCUCGCAGAGACAUUCCCAAGUCGAUGGAGGGCUUGGGGCGUGGGACUCUUGAACGAUUUCUUCUAUGUUGGAGCCUUGAUGGCAGCUGGUAUAACACUUGGUACUGGCCAGUGGCAGUCGACGUGGGCAUGGAGAGCUCCCUCUUUAUUUCAAGCGGUUUUCUCGGGCCUUUGCAUCUUGACCUUGCCAUUCAUUCCUGAAUCCCCUCGAUGGCUUGUUCACCAAGGAUAUUAUGAGGAGGCACGCCUCUCUGUGGCUCAGACAAACGCAAACGGAAAUCUGUCGGAUCCAAUAGUCAUUGCUAUAUUUAAAGAGAUUGUGGACACUUUGAAAUGGGAAAAGGAGAAUGGAUCGGCAAUGAGUCCCAUGGAGAUUUUCAGAACACCCUCUGCUCGGAAGCGGCUUCUUAUCGGGAUGUCCCCUGGACCAUUUUCUUGUAUAGCUGGAAAUAUCAUUGCGUCGUACUACUUUGGUUCCGAGCUCAACAGCGCAGGUAUUACUGACACGAACGAUCAACUGAAAGCAAGUGUUGUUCUAAAUGCUUGGUGCUUGAUAUGCUCCCUGAUAGGAACUCAACUUUUGGCUAAAUGGGGAAGAAAGCCAACAGCAAUGCUUUCACAAAUUCUUUUGAGUGCAUGUCUAUUCAUCAUUGGCGGAUUAUCGAAGGUAUAUGCUGCUAAUCCGAAAGACGCGUCGAACUCUUUGGUUUACGGAAAUGUGGCCAUGAUGUUUCUAUUCCAAGGCUUUUACUCAAUUGCGUGGACACCACUUCUCUAUCUUUAUCCCCCGGAGAUCAUGAAUUACUCAAUUCGUGCGAAUGGAGUGGCUUUCUCUUCAUUUGUUCUCAAUGCAUUCGCGUUGGUGUUUACUUUCAUUAUGCCAAUUGGACUUGGAAACAUUGGCUGGAAGAUGUAUAUGAUCAACGCGUCUUGGGACCUCAUCAUACUCGGUCUUAUUGCAUACUUCUGGGUCGAGACUAAAGGCAAGACUCUGGAGGAAAUAGACGCCAUCUUUGAAGGGGAGAAGCACUCGUCCGUACCAGAUGUUGAGAAAAUUCGGCGGGGACAAAAGGUCAUUGACACGGAGGUCCUUGAGGAGCAACUUGAAGCAGAGUUGAAAAUUCAUUAG